AUGUUAUCCGGUAAUUGGAAUGAAAACGGAGAAGAAUUACGACUCACUGGUUCGGAUGAUAUAAAUGAGAAUCAUUGCCAUCGUCGUGCAGUAAGCAGCGGUGAGCCGUCGUUAGAUGGUUCUGUUGACGAAGAACGUGCCGCGUUGAGUGAUUCUGAUCUAUCUGGUGUUGCGAGAAUACAUACUUUGGCAACAAAGGCAAAAGGCCCAUCCAGUGAUGCCCUCGAAACAGAAUGUCGUACGGAGCAAUCCCUCUCCAUUCCCAAUGGCGUUCACCGCUCUGCUUCCGCAGAAGAAUGGAAUGAUAUUUUGGGUAGUGGACAGUUGUUUUGUAAGGUGUUGAAAGCUGGCAAAGGACCAAAAGCUCGGAAUGGCCAGAAGGUAACAGUUCGAGUUGUAGAUACAGGGUUUGGAAUAGAUAAUGUUAGCGAGAAAACAUUUAUUCUCGGUUUCAGUAUGGUUAUUGAUGCGUGGGAAAUGGUGCUGCAGCUAAUGCAUGAAGGCGAGAUUGACGCCAUAAAAAGUGAGCAUCGUUUCGCAUAUGGUAGCGUGGGUGAUCCAGAACGUAAUAUUCCGCCAUACCAAACGAUGGAAUAUGAAAUUGAACUAAUUUGUAUUACCGACGGACCACUGUAUACAACGCUGCAAACGAAUGAAUUGGUGAAGCAUAUCACAGAAUUGAAAGAAAGAGGCAAUUAUUUCUAUAAUAGAAAGGAAUUGGAGAAAGCAAUAUAUGUUUAUAAGAGGAGUGUCGAAUUGAUUGAUACGCCAAUAAAAAAUGAAACACUGCGAAAUUUACUGUCGAUGAUCUACUCCAAUUUGUCUGUUUGCUAUGCAAAGCUUUGCGACUGGAAGUUAACUUUGGAUGCUUCCAGUGCUGCUCUGAAUUUGAAUGCUGGCAAUACAAAAGCAUUGUUCAGGCGAGCAAAUGCCUAUGCAAAUUUGAAUUUCAUCGAAAAAGCAAUCGACACUUUGAAUAUCGCGCAUCAGAUUGAUCCCAACGAUGAGCUUAUUGCUAAAGAACUGCGCCGUCUGAAAGCUCGUUUAAAGCUUUGCCGUGAGCAGGAGCGUUCACUUUAUAAACGAAUGUUAGCUGGAGCACAGGAUGAUAAUGACCAUCGGACCUAUUUCAUUCGUCGGCUAAGGUAUUCAUUGUUUGCAUUCUUUAUUGUUGUAUUUGCUUUAUUCAUUCAUUACCUUCGUAUUGUUAUGGACUGGUAA
This is a messenger RNA of Loa loa (African eye worm), 1221 nucleotides long. RefSeq lists its product as hypothetical. The coding region runs from base 1 to 1221 and encodes 406 amino acids. The transcript has 8 exons. The record is from RefSeq and is a predicted model, not a curated record. Lineage: Eukaryota; Metazoa; Nematoda; Chromadorea; Rhabditida; Onchocercidae. Gene Ontology annotation, molecular function: protein binding; peptidyl-prolyl cis-trans isomerase activity.